AUGACACAGAUCAUUCAGGUCGACGCACUUGUUGUAGGCGCCGGCGUUGGCGGGAUCUAUGCCACAUACCGUCUUGCCGAUAUGCACAUGAACAUCCAAACCAUUGACAUGGCAUCGGACGUUGGCGGAACUUGGUACUGGAACCGUUAUCCUGGUGCAAUGAGCGACACAGAAACCUACCUUUACCGAUACUCUUGGGACAAGGACGACCUUCAAACAUAUCCAUGGACGCACCAUUAUGUUUACCAGCCCGAGAUUCUUAAGUAUCUGCAACACAUCGUCAAAAAGCACGACCUGCGGAAGCACAUGAAGUUCAACUGCGAGAUGAAGUCAGCGACUUGGGAAAACGUCAGUCAUCGCUGGCAUGUUACCUGCUCCACUGGAGAGGUCUACCACGCACGAUACUUGGUCAAUUCCCUUGGCCUCCUCUCGAAGGCCAACUAUCCCGACAUUCAGGGCCUUUCAAAUUUUCAAGGAUCGCUGUUACAUACCGCGAAGUGGGACGACACCGUUCAACUGGAAGGCAAGCGUGUCGGUAUCAUCGGCAACGGUUCGACUGGUGUCCAGGUAAUGACAGCCAUUGCCCCCAAGGUUGGCCAUCUUGCUUCGUUUCAGCGUCAUCCGCAGUACUCUGUGCCCAGUGGCCAAGGCCCAAUCGCAGCGGACUACCGCAAGAAGGUCAACGAAGACUACGACAAAAUUUGGAACAAUGUCUGGUCCUCGACAGUCGGGUUCGGCGUCCCAGAGUCCACGCGCAAGACCAUGGAAGCUUCCCCCAAGGAGAGAAAGGAGGCAUUCGAAGAGGUCUGGUCAAAGGGUAACGGAUUUCGCUUCAUGUUCAGCGCCUUUGGCGACCUCACCACCGACGAAGCAGCCAACGAGGAGGCGUGCAGCUUCAUUCGCGGCAAGAUUGACGAGAUCGUGGAGGAUCCCGCCAAGGCAAGCGUUCUAAAGCCUAAGGAGCUGUAUGCCCGCCGCCCGCUUUGCGACUCUGGGUACUACGAGAUCUUUAAUCGAGACAACGUCGACGUCAUCGACAUCCAAGCCAAUCCGAUCAAGCAAAUUACGGAUACUGGGAUUGAGCUCACCGAUGGCAAGAUUCAUGAUAUGGACGUCUUGGUCUUCGCCACAGGCUUUGACGCCAUUGAGGGAAGUUACUCAAGAGUGUGCAUUACCGGCCGGGAUGGAAAGACGUUGAAGGACCAUUGGAGAGACGGCCUCAAGGCCUACGGAUCAAUCGCCUGUUCAGGCUUUCCCAACAUGUUCUUAAUCGCAGGCCCUCAAGGCCCAUUCGCCAACUUUCCACCCGUCAUCGAAAGCGAGACGAAUCUCAUCAUGUCUCUCAUUGAACAUGCGGAAGCUCUGGACUCUGGUCGCAAGACCACUCCCAACGGCAUUACAAACGGCAAGAGCAAUGGUACCAAUGGAACCUCCAGAACCAGGCCUGCAAUCAUAGAGGUCUCCGAAGAGGCCGAACAGGAUUGGGCAGAUUUGUGCGACAGUCUGGUACAAGGAUCGGUUUUUCUGAAAAGUCCGUCUUGGAUUUUCAGUCGAAAUAUUCCAGGUCGCAAACCGAACACGAAUUUCUACUUCGCGGGUCUCAGAUCAUACUUGGAAUGGGUUAGCAAACAGACAUCAGCCGGGUUUCCGGCAUUCGCCCGGAGUUGGGAUGCAUAG
Molecule: messenger RNA, 1677 nt
Organism: Colletotrichum siamense
Lineage: Eukaryota; Fungi; Ascomycota; Sordariomycetes; Glomerellales; Glomerellaceae
Gene: CHMO-1
Product: Cyclohexanone 1,2-monooxygenase
Exons: 1
Coding region: 1-1677 (558 amino acids)
Molecular function (GO): NADP binding; N,N-dimethylaniline monooxygenase activity; flavin adenine dinucleotide binding
Source: RefSeq, a predicted model, not a curated record